Messenger RNA from Hevea brasiliensis (rubber tree), 2435 nucleotides. Its product is annotated as protein NRT1/ PTR FAMILY 7.2. Gene Ontology annotation, biological process: transmembrane transport. NCBI's taxonomy places the organism in Eukaryota, Viridiplantae, Streptophyta, Magnoliopsida, Malpighiales, Euphorbiaceae. The transcript has 5 exons. The record is from RefSeq and is a predicted model, not a curated record. Gene Ontology annotation, cellular component: membrane. The coding region runs from base 235 to 2049 and encodes 604 amino acids. Gene Ontology annotation, molecular function: transmembrane transporter activity.
AUUUCUUUUUCAUUUCGUCAUUUUCACCUGUGCAUGUGGGCCUUAUUACUUAAAAAUCUCAGCCGUCCAUUUCUUCAUUCCACUUUCUAUUUAUACCCAAACCCUCUCUUGCACCUUCUCACUCCUACACACUACAGCGGUACAGCCCUUCACAAGGUCCUUUAAACCUGGCCUUCAUCUCUUGCUCUUUCUCUUUGCAUUUCAGAUAGAUUUAUUAUUAGUGACAGUGCACCGAUGGAUUGUUUUAAUAUUUUAAAAGAGGACAAGGUAGAGGGGAUGAUAAAAAUGGAAGCGGAGGUUUACACCCAAGAUGGAACCGUCGAUAGACAUGGUCAUCCAGCAAUCCGGGACAGAACUGGAUCAUGGGUCGCUGGAAUUCUAAUACUAGUGAAUCAAGGGCUAGCCACGUUGGCAUUCUUUGGGGUGGGAGUGAACUUAGUUCUGUUUCUGACAAGGGUGUUGGGCCAAGACAAUGCUACAGCAGCAAACAACGUGAGCAAAUGGACCGGAACGGUUUACAUCUUCUCACUACUGGGAGCCUUCCUUAGUGACUCUUACUGGGGGAGGUAUAAGACUUGUGCGAUCUUCCAGGCCAUCUUUGUCGUUGGUCUGGUCUCAUUGUCCCUAUCAUCUUACAUAUUCCUACUCAAGCCCAGUGGCUGUGGCGAUGAUCAAUUUCCAUGUGGAUCCCACUCAACAUUCCAGAUUGCGCUGUUCUACCUCUCCGUCUACCUUAUUGCCCUAGGAAAUGGAGGAUAUCAGCCCAACAUAGCUACCUUUGGGGCUGAUCAGUUUGAUGAAGAGGACCCUGAAGAAGGGCACUUGAAAAUAGCCUUCUUCAGCUACUUUUAUUUGGCUUUGAAUCUUGGGUCUCUUUUUUCAAACACCAUAUUGGGAUAUUUUGAGGACCAUGGGAUGUGGGCACUUGGAUUUUGGGCGUCCACCGGUUCUGCUGUUUUGGCAUUGGUCUUGUUUCUUAGCGGGACUCCUAGGUACAGGCACUUCAUACCUAAAGGCAAUCCUCUCUCCAGGUUUUGCCAAGUGGUUGUUGCUGCAACAAGAAAGUGGAAAUUUGAGAUGGUGAAAAAUCAUGAGAAUAUGUUUGAAAUAGAUGGGAAGAAGUGUUCCAAAGAUGAGGAUAGAAAGAUACUUCACACCGAAGGAUUCAGAUUCUUGGACAGAGCAGCCCUUAUCACACCCAGUGAUUGCUCUGACAGGGAGAAUAACAUUCUCAAUCCAUGGCGUCUUUGCACGGUUACACAGGUGGAAGAGGUCAAGUGCAUAUUGAGGAUCCUCCCAAUUUGGCUGUGCACAAUUCUAUACUCUGUUGUAUUCACUCAAAUGGCAUCACUUUUCGUGGAACAAGGUGCUGCUAUGAAAACUACCAUCUCAGGCUUUCACAUUCCUCCUGCAAGCAUGUCCAGUUUUGACAUACUCAGUGUUGCAGCAUUCAUAUUCAUGAAUAGACGAGCUCUGGACCCACUUGUUGCGAGGCUAAGAAAGGACCCAAGAGGGCUCACCGAGCUUCAGAGAAUGGGAAUCGGUCUAGUUAUUGCAAUAACGGCAAUGGUCUCAGCAGGGGUUGUAGAGUUAUUCAGGUUAAAGCACGCACAAAAAGAAAAGGCUUGCAUAGGCUGCGACAGUGCGAGUUCUUUGAGCAUUUUCUGGCAAAUUCCUCAAUAUGUACUGAUAGGAGCAUCUGAGGUAUUCAUGUAUGUAGGUCAGCUAGAAUUUUUUAACGGGCAAGCACCAGACGGAUUGAAGAGCUUCGGAAGCGCACUUUGCAUGACCUCCAUAUCUCUAGGGAACUAUGUGAGUAGCUUGCUCGUCACAAUUGUCAUGAAAAUCUCUACUGCAGAUAACAUGCCAGGAUGGAUCCCAGGAAAUCUUAACAAAGGUCAUCUAGAUCGAUUUUACUUCCUCUUGGCAGCUUUGACAAGUGCAGAUUUCAUAGUCUACAUUAUAUGUGCAAAAUGGUACAAGUACAUCAAGUUUGAGGGAAAGGAUGGUGCCAAGAACAACGAUCAACAAGCUGACCAUAGAGUUUGAGUAUAUACAUGUAUCUUAGCAUUGAAACUGGAGGACUUGAUUUUUCACUUCUCUCCAAGUUGAGCAUGAGGGGUUGCAAAAUGUUUGUAGCUGAAUUUGAGCGUUAAUUAAUUAGUUAAUCACAACAUUCAAACUCUUUUAUUGUUUAAUUAUAACAAGUAGCUAAAAUGUCCGCUGUAAAUUGUCGGCCAAGUUAAGUGACGCCACUGGAAGUUUCUAGGAUUUGGUCCUAAUGUUACGUAAGCCUGCAAUACAAAAAGAUGAUUAGGUGGAUAGCCUUCUGGCAGGCCACUCCGACGCUCAAGUCAGAAAACUGUAUGUGAGGAUAUUGAAAGAACUUGUAAUGAGAAUUUGAGAAUGAGAAUAUGCAUACUUAUUCUCCAUGA